Molecule: messenger RNA, 2356 nt
Organism: Camellia sinensis
Lineage: Eukaryota; Viridiplantae; Streptophyta; Magnoliopsida; Ericales; Theaceae
Product: abscisic acid 8'-hydroxylase 3
Biological process (GO): multicellular organism development; sterol metabolic process; brassinosteroid homeostasis
Molecular function (GO): iron ion binding; oxidoreductase activity, acting on paired donors, with incorporation or reduction of molecular oxygen; monooxygenase activity
Source: RefSeq, a predicted model, not a curated record
CAAAACUAGGUAAUUGGCAGUUUGGCAUCAAUUAUGCUCUUAGUAGAACAUAAGCCUCUCAUCAUACUGCAACCAAAAAUAAUAAUAAUAAUAAUAAAAAACAAAGACACCGCCAAAGCCAGCAAAUCAUCGAUGAGAAUCAUCCUUAAUUCCACAGCUAGAGUUUUCAUUUGGUAAACAAAUUCGAUAUCUUCCACAUGUCAUCAACCCAUAUAAUAACAUAAUGAAAAACCAAGGAGAUAAGGUAAAAAUUCCUCAGACACAAACUAAAAACAACAUAUAAAAAACUAUCAGAAAGCAAUCAAAUCAGUCACUAGCAAAUGCCUAAAGCAAUGACCUAUGUUGAUUAUUUAUUUAUUUAUUUUUUGUUGAACGAAAUGACCUAUGUUGAUUGAUCAGGACAAGGACAGCCUUCGUUUAUUACAAUGUCAAAUCAACAAAGUUCAAAAAACUGUACAGUAAGUAACUCACUAAGCAGCCAAAACAUGUCCACAACAAAGACAAAGGAGGAAUAUACUAUGCAGAUCAAAGCUUAUUACUCGACAUAUAUAACAAUACUAGUUAUAGAUACCUUUGAUCCCGAGACAUCUGAUAUAUAUACAUGUGUUUUCAACCAAGUUUGGGCAGAGAGGGAAUGGAGCUGAGUAUGAUGUUGCAGAUGCUCUUGGCACUGGUAUUGGUUCUUGUAGUUUCAGUCAUCUUCUUGAUGCGUUCAUGGACCUCUCCCAAAGAAAUGGAGGUAAUCCCGGGUAGCCUUGGAUUGCCUGUUGUUGGGGAGAGUCUUUCAUUCUUGUCUGAAUUUUCAAGCCCUUCCGGUAUUUACAACUUCAUGAAGGAGAGGCAACAGAGGUAUGGAAAGGUGUUUAAGAGUUUUGUGUUGGGGAGAUAUACCGUCUUCAUGACUGGGAGAGAAGCAAGCAAGAUUUUGUUGACAGGCAAAGAUGGGGUGGUGAGCUUGAACCUGUUCUAUACUGGGAAGCAGGUGCUAGGCCCGACAAGCUUGCUCCAACAGAGUGGGGAAGCACACAAGCGGCUUCGCAGGCUGAUAGCCGAGCCCCUGUCAAUGGAUGGCCUAAAGAAGUACUUCCAAUUUAUGAACGCUUUGGCCACUGAAACUUUGGACACAUGGCCUGGCAGAAAAGUCUUGGUUCUCGAGGAGGCUUCAACAUUCACACUCAAGGUCAUAGGCAACAUGAUUAUGAGCUUAGAGCCCCAUGGUGAAGAGCAAGAGAAAUUCCGUGCCAACUUCAAAAUCAUUUCUUCUUGUUUUGCUUCGUUGCCAAUUAAAGUUCCAGGGACUGCUUUUCAUCGCGGUAUCAAGGCUCGGGAUAGGAUGUAUGAAAUGUUGGACUCGACCAUUUCCAAGCGGAGGAGUGGAGAAGGCUUCCAACAAGAUUUCCUAGAAUCACUGAUAAAGAAGCAUAGCACAGACGGUGCUGAAGGAAGCGAUGACGACAAUAAACUCACAGAUAAACAGUUGAAGGACAACAUACUAACCCUUCUAGUUGCAGGUCAUGAUACCACAACUGCUGCUCUCACAUGGCUCAUUAAAUUCCUUGGAGAAAAUCCUGCUGUUUUGGACCGUCUUAGGGAGGAGCACAUGGAAAUUUGCGAAAUCAGAAAUGGUGGAUCAAGUCUCACCUGGUCCGAAGUCAACAACAUGCCUUACACUGCCAAAGUGAUCAAUGAAACUCUUCGCAUAGCCACAAUCCUACCUUGGUUUUCAAGAAAAGCUGCUCAGGACUUUGAGAUAGAUGGAUACAAAAUCAAGAAAGGUUGGUCUAUCAACUUGGAUGUAGUUUCCAUUCACCACGACCCGGAAGUUUUCCCUGACCCCGAAAAGUUCAACCCCUCCAGAUUUGAUGAACCUUUAAAACCUUUCAGCUUUCUUGGGUUUGGUAGCGGACCACGUAUGUGUCCCGGAAUCAACCUUGCCAAGCUUGAAAUUUCGGUCUUCAUUCAUCACCUGGUCUGCAGAUACAAGUGGAGAGCUCUGGAAAAAGAUGACUCCGUCUGCCCAACGCUUGUCAGGAUGCCAGGGAACAAGUAUCCAAUUGUGGUUGAGCCUCUGUAGAAUCCUAAAGCAUGCCUGCAGAUGAGAAAGGAUGCAGAAAGCAGAGUAUAUCCAGAAGGGGAAAUUGAAGUGGAAGAAAAAGAAAGAAAGAAAGAAAGAAAGAAAGAAAAAGAAAGAAGAAGUAAACAAAUAACUUUUUAAGACAUUGUACUAAAAACUCUCAAGAAAAUGAUUGAGAAGAUAAUUAGUAGUUUCAAUAAUGAGUAAACUAUUGUAAUACAAAGAAUAAUUGUGGUACUCUUUACCUACAUCCAGUUAAAUAUGACACAGUUGGAUUUUCGA